UCUCAUCAUUCCUCCACUGUACUUUCACCUGACUAAACAUGUGGACUAUUAUUGUCUUGGCAACUGCUAUAUUAACUACCGCUACUGCGUUGGAAAAUGUGGUGCCUUACCAGUACUCCUAUUCUUAUCCUCAGGACUACAUGAGCAGCGCCACCUACAACGGCUGGAGAACACCAACAAAGGGCUCCUCAAAGAGUUUCCAGCACAGAUUGUUAGAAACGUUCUCCAGCCUGUGUCCUGACUGUCUGAAGACUGACGGAGUAGACGAGGUCACCGAGAUUCCUAUUUUAAAGGAUGCCAUCGAAUAUACAUACUUCCAUAUCAUAAAGCCCAUUAUAAAAGUAUUGGUGCACAAUUUUGGAAUUGAUAAAGAAGUGAUAUACACAUCUACUGUUAGCGUUUGUGAUAGAAACGAGCGUGAUAUGGACACUAUGGAAUUAGGUGAUGUACUGCAAAUGAUUUGCUCUGAUAUUAAACAGACAGUGGAGAAAGGGUAUUUGUAAAUCCAAGAUUUUGGUAACUGCCCGACUUUUGAGUUUCAAAAAGUACGUUUGAAUAAAUAAGUUGUUCUAUCUGAAAU
Homalodisca vitripennis (glassy-winged sharpshooter) is the source of this 580-nucleotide messenger RNA. RefSeq lists its product as uncharacterized. The transcript is spliced from 3 exons. The record is from RefSeq and is a predicted model, not a curated record. Bases 39 to 503 code for a protein of 154 amino acids. Lineage: Eukaryota; Metazoa; Arthropoda; Insecta; Hemiptera; Cicadellidae.